AUGACGUCAAGUGAAAAUGUGAUAACUCUUAAUGUUGGUGGUACAACAUAUACUACAACUCGGAGCACUUUGAGCAAAGAAACUGACACUUUGCUCGCCAAUAUAGCAUCCGGAUCAUUGUCAGAUGAUGAGCAGGUUACUGUUGUUACCAUGCCAGACGGAACCCUUUUCGUUGAUCGUGAUGGACCAUUGUUCGCCUACAUUCUACAUUUUCUGCGCACCGAUAAACUAUCGUUGCCAGAACAGUUUCGUGAAAUUGCGCGUCUGAAAGAUGAAGCCGACUUUUAUCGUCUGGAACGAUUUGCAACACUUCUCUCAGCUGCGUCAUCAAUUUCUCCUCGUCCACGGACCGCAAAUGGGUACGCCACGUCUGGAGCGGAGACGGGCGGCUACAUUACUCUGGGAUACCGUGGCACAUUUGCAUUCGGAAGAGACGGACAAGCAGAUGUGAAGUUCAGAAAACUUCAUAGAAUUCUCGUUUGUGGACGAGCGACAUUAUGCCGGGAAGUUUUCGCUGAUACUUUGAAUGAAAGUCGUGACCCUGGUGGUCCAGAUGACGGAGAGCGAUACACUUCACGUCUUUAUUUAAAGCAUCAAUGUCUUGAGCGGGCUUGCGAUUUGAUGGCCGAGAAGGGCUUCAAACUCGUUGCCACAUGCUGUUCUGGAGCUAACGGACUAGCUGCUGCAAAUCAUCCGAUUCUCACAAGCAAUAUGGGCAACAUUAAUCAGACUGAGCUCAUGAAUCACCGUAACUGCGGGGACUACGAAGAACAACGCUGGGCUCACUACACCGAAUACGUCUUCUUCCGUGAACCACAAACCGGAUACAUCACACCAUCUCUGCGCGAAUUGUAA
Molecule: messenger RNA, 855 nt
Organism: Caenorhabditis remanei
Lineage: Eukaryota; Metazoa; Nematoda; Chromadorea; Rhabditida; Rhabditidae
Exons: 4
Coding region: 1-855 (284 amino acids)
Biological process (GO): protein homooligomerization
Molecular function (GO): protein binding
Source: RefSeq, a predicted model, not a curated record